AUCCUUUCCAAACGCAUUUUCACGUUUAUCCAUGUCUCUGGAGUCUCGACUCCAGGCUAUUUUUCUCUGCUCGUUUCAUUUGUAAUCUCGACCUCACGCAACAGAACUUCGUUGCCACGCCUCAGAAUGCUUUCUGCAGCACUAUUUGGCAAUUCCGUUUCCAUCAUUUAUACCUUGUCAAUUCGCUCUGUUCGAUUCAAAACACGAGCCUUUGUCAGACCAUUGGACGCAAACUCAAAUGGACUUACGCCGAAAGUAUCCAUUCAGCGCGAUAGUCUCAGGGUACUGGAAUGGGACCAGGUCUGUGAUUCCGUAGCUUCCUUCGCCGGCACAUCUUUGGGUCGAGAAGCAACAAAGGAAAAGUUGUGGUCAUUCGAUCAGAGCUACGAGGAAAGCAGGAUUCUUCUAUCUGAAACCAAUGCUGCUGUGCAAAUGCUGAAGCACGGAGGUUGCGGGAUGGACUUCAGUGGGAUUGAUGUCAUUCGGGUGAAAUCAGCCAUACAACAUGCAUCAAGGGGUUUGCCAGUCAGUGGAAAUGAAGCAAUUGCUGUUGCUGGUCUUCUACAGUUUGUUGAGACUUUACAGUUUAAUUUGAAAUCUGCACUCAAGGAAGACGUGGACUGGUAUAAUCACUUUAUGCCUCUUACGGAAGUGAUACUGGAAUUGGUCAUAAACCGCCAACUGAUUAAGUCAAUACAUCAAGUCAUAGAUGAAGAUGGUUCUAUAAAGGAUUCUGCGAGUUCAAACCUAAAACGUUCCCGUGAUCAACUGCGGAUGCUUGAGAGGAAGUUGCAUCAGUUGAUGGACAGCUUAAUUAGGAAUGCAAUGAAUGAUACAUAUUCUCUGGAAAUAAGUAAUAUUAAUGGAAGAUUGUGUCUGAAAUCUGGAACUGAUCAGCUUACAGCCAUUAAGGGGCUAUUACUCUCCAGUGGUUCAGGUGUGGGAAAUUUAAUAGAGCCACUUGCUGCCGUUCCUUUAAAUGAUGAGUUGCAAGAAGCAAGGGCAUUGGUAAUGAAAGCUGAAGAGGAUGUGCUUUCUGCGUUAACAGAGAAGAUCAGAGCAGACCUUGAUGACAUUCAUAAUACAUUGAAUGGUAUAGUUAAAUUGGAUGUGGUCAAUGCUCGAGCAAAAUAUAGUCUUUCAUUUGGAGGCACAUGCCCUGAUUUACUUUUCACAGAGGAUCAGGGUGGAUCUUUCACUUCUGAGGAAUGUUACCCACAGAAUAAGAGUUUUGAGGCUACAUCAUCAUACUCCACUAAGCAGGAAUGGACAUUAUAUUUGCCUAAAGCUUAUCAUCCUUUAUUACUUAAGCAGUAUAAACAAAAUUUGCAGAAGGCCAGAAAGGAUGUCAAUGAAGCUAUUGCUGAACUCAGGAGGAGAAAGUUUCAAGGAGAGAAUAUGGCAUCUAGAAAACCUGAUGUACAUCUUGUGUCCUUACAAAUGAAGGUUGCUAAAUUGGAAGAAGCUCAUCCUGUUGCAGUUGAUUUUUUUGUUACUAAGAAAACAAGAGUUCUGGUUAUUACUGGCCCCAAUACAGGGGGGAAAACGAUUUGCUUAAAGACAGUUGGCUUGGCUGCUAUGAUGGCAAAAUCAGGACUUUAUGUCUUAGCUUCUGAACCUGUGCAAAUGCCAUGGUUUGACUUUAUUUUUGCUGAUAUUGGUGAUGAACAGUCCUUGUCCCAAUCUUUGUCUACAUUCUCUGGCCACUUGAAACAGAUCAGUGCAAUUCUGUCACAAUCAACAAGCAAGUCAUUGGUGCUAUUAGAUGAAGUUGGUGCUGGCACAAAUCCACUAGAAGGAGCAGCACUGGGAAUGUCACUUCUGGAAUCUUUUGCUGAAACUCGUGCCUUAUUGGCAAUAGCCACAACGCAUCAUGGCGAGCUCAAAACUCUAAAAUAUAGUAAUGGUGCCUUUGAGAAUGCAUCUGUUGAAUUUGAUGAAGUGAACUUAAAGCCAACUUAUAAGAUACUCUGGGGAGUUCCAGGACGUUCAAAUGCAAUCAAUAUUGCCAAAAGAUUAGGACUACCUAGCAUAAUUAUAGAAAAUGCUCGUGAACUAUAUGGAACAGCUAGUGAAGAGAUUAAUGGGGUAAUAAUUGAUAUGGAAAGGUUUAAGCAAGAUUUUGAAGAGCACAUUCGUCAAGCGCAACACUAUCUAAACCUUUCAAGAAAGCUCAACAAAGAUCUAUUGGCAGCUAAAAAGAAGAUCACAGAACAUGGAAUUACUCAAAGCUACCAAAAGAUGCAUGCUAUCUCUGAUGUUGCAGCAAGAGCACGCUCUCUCCUUCAUAAGAAAUUACGGCAGCUUCGUGUAUCUACCAUGCAACCUUCACAGCAUACUGCAACAGCUAAUGGCCAGCAUACUAUAGAAAUUAAUGAUCAGCACCAGGCAGCAGAUAAAAGUCAGCAUUCUACAACAGAUGGCAGGGAAAGACCUGAUUUAUGCCUCAAGCAAUCCCAAUUAGAUAAGAGUAAGGAACUCCCCAAGGUAGGUGAUUUGGUACGUGUUUCUUCACUUGGUAAAAAUGCAACAGUGAUAAAGGUGGAGGCAUCUAAAGAAGAGAUCAUAGUUCAAGCCAGCAACAUGAAAUUGCGCUUGAAAUUAAGUGACAUUGAAACCUGUAGGUAAGUACGGAUGUAUGGAUAUGUAUGACCUAAUGCCAGCUUGGCUUCAAUGUAUAUACAGUUUCCCAAGGUCAAAGUAAGCAAGUUCAAAUUUCAAUAUUUCCCUAA
Molecule: messenger RNA, 2732 nt
Organism: Nelumbo nucifera (sacred lotus)
Lineage: Eukaryota; Viridiplantae; Streptophyta; Magnoliopsida; Proteales; Nelumbonaceae
Product: DNA mismatch repair protein MutS, type 2
Biological process (GO): mismatch repair; negative regulation of DNA recombination
Molecular function (GO): ATP binding; endonuclease activity; mismatched DNA binding
Source: RefSeq, a predicted model, not a curated record